Molecule: messenger RNA, 938 nt
Organism: Zophobas morio
Lineage: Eukaryota; Metazoa; Arthropoda; Insecta; Coleoptera; Tenebrionidae
Exons: 2
Coding region: 212-745 (177 amino acids)
Biological process (GO): mitotic cell cycle; centriole replication
Cellular component (GO): centrosome; centriole
Molecular function (GO): calcium ion binding
Source: RefSeq, a predicted model, not a curated record
AGCAAGAAUAUGCAAAUUAAAAGUCGCUUUCACUGAUUUAAUUCACAAACAAUUUCCAUCUCACUUACAACAGCUGCAGAUUUUAAGGUGGCUUCACUGGCUGUCACAAAAUUUGUUUAAAAAUCCGGAAGUGACAUACAAACAAAACCACUUCAAACAAAUAUUCCCCGUGAAAGAAUCUCGAACUUUUGUAUUGUAUAAUUCCCUCCCCAUGACCCAGCCUCAUACCACCCCUUCGUUUGCUUUCAAAAAGCAACCAAUGUCUUCGGCACGCAAGAAGAUGACCAGUAAAUUCGAACUGACUGAGGAGCAAAAGCACGACAUUAAAGAAGCCUUUGAUUUGUUUGAUACCGACGGGACGGGGAAGAUUGAUGCUAAAGAUUUAAAGGUCGCAAUAAGAGCGCUAGGUUUUGAGCCAAAGAAAGAGGAAAUUAAGAAGAUGAUAGCCGACGUAGACGUUAAGGGCACGGGGAAAUUGUCCUUUGAUGAUUUUGUGCAACUGAUGACUUUAAAAAUGGCUGAGAAAGAUUCAAAAGAGGAGAUUAUGAAAGCGUUUCGGUUGUUUGAUGAUGAUGAAACUGGAAAGAUUAGUUUUAAGAAUUUGAAACGGGUUGCUAAAGAGCUGGGGGAGAACCUCACUGAUGAGGAGUUACAAGAGAUGAUUGAUGAAGCUGAUCGAGAUGGCGAUGGUGAAAUAAAUCAGGAGGAAUUUUUAAGAAUUAUGAAGAAAACUAGUUUAUAUUGAGUGGUUUACACAUUCCAUUUAUGGGUUUUUGUCUCACUUUUGAGCACUGCUUGUGUGUGAUUUGUUGUUGAAAGAAUAUGUAAGUGUUGCACAAUCAAUUUAUUUUAAUGCAAACAACAUAUAAAAAUAUAAAAAUUUGUAUAUAUUUUUAAUCGAGUAAUGGCAUUCCUUUUAAAUACAAAUUAAGCCAGAG